GCUUAUGUUCUCUUGCACUCUGCCUCCAGACCUAUAAGAGCCUGUGCCCUGCACCGGAAAACUCUAGGGUAAAAGGGGAAAGAGAGUGAGCAAAGGAUACUGGCAAAGGGGAAGCACCAUGCCUGAGUCUACUAACUUGAGGCUACGUCUGCCGCUGUUAUGCAUCAUCUUGGAAGUCAUUCUCAUCAUCCUCUUUGGGACGCUGGUGGAGUAUAAUGACGACACUGAUGCCAAGCUGUGGAAUAAAAACAAAAACCAUAAUGCUACUAGACAUGAUUAUGAGAAUGAGUUCUACUAUCGUUAUCCCAGUUUCCAGGAUGUUCAUGUCAUGAUCUUCGUGGGCUUCGGAUUCCUAAUGACGUUCCUGCAGCGUUAUGGGUUCAGUAGUGUCGGCUUUAACUUCCUCAUCGCAGCCUUUUCCCUACAGUGGGCCACACUUAUGCAGGGAUUUUUCCACGGCUUGCACCAUGGCAAGAUCCAUGUUGGUGUGACUAGCAUGAUAAAUGCAGACUUCUGCACUGGUUCUGUGCUGAUCUCAUUUGGCGCCGUUUUGGGGAAGACCAGUCCUGUGCAGCUACUUGUAAUGGCCAUUUUUGAGGUGACAUUGUUCGCCGUCAAUGAGUUCAUCCUGCUUUCUAUCCUUGGGGUCAAUGAUGCUGGAGGAUCUAUGACCAUUCAUACAUUUGGUGCAUACUUCGGCCUAGUGGUGACCCGUGUCCUGUACAGGCCAAACCUGGACAAGAGCAAACAAAGAAACUCAUCUGUCUACCACUCUGAUCUUUUUGCUAUGAUCGGUACCAUCUAUCUGUGGAUGUUCUGGCCCAGCUUCAACUCAGCCAUUACAAAUUACGGCGACCCCCAGCACAGAACCGCCAUGAACACUUACUACUCUCUGGCUGCCUGCACACUGGCUACAUUCGCUUUCUCUGCCCUAGUCAACCCAGAAGGCAAAUUGGACAUGGUGCACAUUCAGAAUUCCGCUCUGGCUGGUGGUGUUGCUGUGGGAACAGCUGGAGAGAUGAUGCUGACUGCAUUUGGCUCUAUGAUUGUGGGAUUCCUAGCUGGAACUAUUUCAGUACUGGGAUACAAAUACCUCACGCCCAUUUUGGAAUCAAAACUGAAGAUCCAGGACACUUGUGGCAUUCAUAACCUGCAUGGAAUGCCAGGGGUUCUGGGAGCUGUGGUGGGUGCCAUCACCUCUGCCAUGGCAUCUAAAGAGGUGUAUGGAAAUGGACUGGGGAGAGUUUUCGCUGAUGCUAAAGAUGAUAAAUGGGACCCUCAAUCUAGGGGUGGAUUUCAGGCUGUUUCCCUGGCUGUCACACUAGCAGUGGCUCUGCUUGGUGGUCUAGUUACAGGGUUCAUUCUGAAGCUGCCCAUCUACGGUAGUCCUCCAGAUACUCACUGCUUUGAGGAUGGACUCUACUGGGAGAUACCAGGGGAGGAGGAAGGUCAUAAUGAGCUUAAAGAAGUGGCCUCAUCAAAUGAAACAGAAAAACUCAGCAGCUAAAUUAACUGCGUUCACCAGUUUGCAUUUGUUCAUUACUGCAUUAACCUGCACAAGUCCCAUCACUUGUGAUGUUCGCUGCAGGUGUCAUUUAUUUUACUUAAACUCUUAAAAUAAAAUGGUAAACUUUG
Carassius carassius (crucian carp) is the source of this 1635-nucleotide messenger RNA. RefSeq names its product ammonium transporter Rh type B-like. The transcript is spliced from 10 exons. Gene Ontology annotation, cellular component: plasma membrane. NCBI's taxonomy places the organism in Eukaryota, Metazoa, Chordata, Actinopteri, Cypriniformes, Cyprinidae. The record is from RefSeq and is a predicted model, not a curated record. Gene Ontology annotation, molecular function: ammonium channel activity. Gene Ontology annotation, biological process: ammonium transmembrane transport; ammonium homeostasis. Bases 119 to 1507 code for a protein of 462 amino acids.